Hippocampus zosterae (dwarf seahorse) is the source of this 321-nucleotide messenger RNA. Its product is annotated as dynein axonemal light chain 4-like. Gene Ontology annotation, biological process: microtubule-based process. The transcript has a single exon. NCBI's taxonomy places the organism in Eukaryota, Metazoa, Chordata, Actinopteri, Syngnathiformes, Syngnathidae. Gene Ontology annotation, cellular component: dynein complex. Bases 1 to 321 code for a protein of 106 amino acids. The record is from RefSeq and is a predicted model, not a curated record. Gene Ontology annotation, molecular function: dynein intermediate chain binding; dynein light intermediate chain binding.
AUGACAGAGACCGGCGAGGCCGUCCCGGAAGAAGUUGUCAAGAAACUUGCGUACAGCUUCCCUAUCGUCAGGCACACGGACAUGCCAGAGGAAAUGAAGGAGGAGACUAUUGCGCUGUGCAUUUCAGCCUUCGAAAAGUGUUCCAACAACAACGAGAACACAGCGAAGAUGGUCAAGGAUUCCAUGGACAAGAUGUUUGGAACUGCGUGGCAUGUAGUGAUCGGCGAAAGUUUCGGCUUCGGCGUCACUCAUGAGGCGAAGCAUCUGCUCUACAUGUUCUACGGAGGGAGCUUGGCCAUCUGUAUUUGGAAGUGCUGCUAG